This is a messenger RNA of Cucumis melo (muskmelon), 540 nucleotides long. RefSeq lists its product as uncharacterized. The transcript has 2 exons. The record is from RefSeq and is a predicted model, not a curated record. Bases 1 to 540 code for a protein of 179 amino acids. Lineage: Eukaryota; Viridiplantae; Streptophyta; Magnoliopsida; Cucurbitales; Cucurbitaceae.
AUGGUAACUCUACCAUAUGUUGAUGAAUUCGAAGAAGCCCAGAUUCCUACCAAGGCUCGGUCCAUCCAAAUGAAUAGAGAUCUGGUCAAAAUCUGUACAGAUGAGAUAGCAAAUCUUCUAAAAAAGGGGCUUAUAAGCCCAUCUAAAAGCCUGUGGUCAUGUUCGGUCUGUUAUGUCAACAACCAGGCCAAAAACGAGCGUGGUAUCCCUAAGCUUGUCAUCAAUUACAAGCCUCUCAACAAAGUUCUCAAAUGGAUUAGAUUGAAGAAGAAUCCAAAGCCAUGGACUGUAGAACAUACACGCGCAGUCCAAUCAAUCAAAACUUUGGCCAAAAGCAUUCCAUGCUUAUCCAUUAUUGACGACAAGGCCAAAAUUAUUGUUGACACCGAUGCCUCUAACAUAGGAUACGAGAGUGUCCUCAAACAGGAGAUUCACAGAAAAACUAUGGUUGUCUGCUAUCAUUCUGGAGUCUGGAAUAGUGCACAGAAGAACUAUUCCACCGUGAAGAAGGAAGUACUCGCAAUAGUACUAUGUGUUUAG